Lates calcarifer (barramundi perch) is the source of this 3180-nucleotide messenger RNA. Its product is annotated as MAPK/MAK/MRK overlapping kinase. Gene Ontology annotation, biological process: intracellular signal transduction; protein phosphorylation. The record is from RefSeq and is a predicted model, not a curated record. The transcript has 12 exons. Gene Ontology annotation, cellular component: cytoplasm; nucleus. Bases 394 to 1719 code for a protein of 441 amino acids. Gene Ontology annotation, molecular function: ATP binding; protein serine/threonine kinase activity. NCBI's taxonomy places the organism in Eukaryota, Metazoa, Chordata, Actinopteri, Centropomidae.
UAUAUAGCUGUAAAAGAAGCAUUCGCGUCAUGUCUGGGCCUGCGGCAAACAAUUCUACUUGACUGACAUUUUUUUUUCAUACAUGGCAGGGCAUAUUCAGCCGCGUUGUUAGCUUUACGUCCGAAUAUUUUGAGUUUGGCGGCUGGGCUGGGGGUGAAAAAAGAGAGAGAUACUCAGCCGGAGUUUCCAGUUUCCUCCUCAGGUCAGAGCGGAGGGCGAAGGCGUGCUCCGUUACCAAGGCGACGGUCAGCUAACAGGGCUCGCUAACGGGGCUAAGCUAGCACCCGUAAGACGACUUCAUUGUCCCUUUUGACACCUCGAUGCGUUAAAAAUUCCUAUAUUCAAAGUUGACAUCGAAAUGUACUGUCCAGAUGUUAUGGAUAAUCGACUUACAUGCGGCGGCUGAGACUCAAAGGAAUGCACAGGUACAAAGUAAUCAAGAAAAUCGGGGAGGGUACAUUUUCAGAGGUGGUGAAAACUCAGAGCCUGAAAGAUGGAAAGUUCUAUGCGUGUAAAACCAUGAAGCAGACAAUUAACAGUCUGGAGCAGGCCAACAACCUGCGGGAAGUCCAGGCAAUGAAGAGACUGAGCCCGCAUGCAAAUAUCAUCCAGCUACAUGAACUGAUUUUUGACAAAGAAACCGGCACUGUGUCUUUGAUUUGUGAGCUGAUGGAGAUGAACAUCUAUGAGUUCAUCCAAGGAAGACAAACUCCACUGCCUGACCACACAGUAAAGCAUUACAUGUACCAGCUGUGCAAGUCACUUGAACAUAUGCACAGCUGUGGGAUCUUUCACAGAGAUGUGAAGCCAGAGAACAUUCUCAUCAAACAAAAUGUUCUGAAGCUUGGGGACUUUGGCUCAUGUCGGAGUGUGUACUCCAAGCCCCCCCACACGGAGUACAUUUCCACGCGCUGGUAUAGAGCCCCGGAGUGCCUGCUCACCGAUGGGUAUUACAGCUCAAAGAUGGACAUCUGGAGUGCCGGGUGUGUCUUCUUUGAAAUAAUGAGCUUGAAUCCCCUUUUCCCUGGAACAAAUGAGUUGGACCAGGUUGCCAAGAUCCAUGACGUAUUGGGGUCGCCAGACCAAAGUCUGCUCCAAAAGUUCAAGCAGUCUAGAGCAAUGAAUUUCAACUUUCCUCUAAAGAAAGGCACCGGCAUCUCACGAUUAAUCCCCAACUGCCCUGCUCCGGCUCUGUCGCUGCUCUAUCAGAUGCUCGCGUAUGACUCCGACGAACGCAUCACUGCAGAAACAGCCCUGCGUCACACGUACUUCAGGGAGAUCAGGAUGGCAGAGAAAAAAGCUGACACCCUUCACAGAGUUUCUGGGCCCAUGGAUGCAGUUGGGAGUAGUGGGACGCACGGCUCCUUAGAGCACAUGUGGCGCCCAACCCGGUUCGGCAAACAGCUGAGGGGAAGACACACAAGGCAAACACCUUUAAUGAGCCACAACAUGAAGCAUGUAGCAGAGCCCCUCAUCAGGCGGAAUGUCCCUCAUUAUCCCACAGAGCUGCCCAAGCUCAACAUGGUUAUACCAGGACCGCAGAUCUCCUUCCCAGUCUCCACUAUGCCUACGUUCACUGUCACUCACCGGGGCACACUGCCAGCCAUCACGUCCAAAAAGUGCCAGUCACAGUUGGCCAAGCCCCGGGAUGAGUCACACCGCGCAGCUUUCAAGACAUACUACAUGCCACCGCUGGAUAGGAAGCAUGGAGGUUACUGAGAGCCAAACAACACUUCAGCAUUUGAUUUCAAAUGGCCUCUUACUGUACUGAUUGAGAGAUUGUUGAGAGAACAGAACACACACAAACACACACACAAAAAAAAUGGAACAAAGACCACAGAGUCUGUCAACUUACCGGUUAUGACUGCUGCACUGCAAAACUGUUUAAUCCUCAUAGUAAUGAUGAAAUUCAAUGUGAUCUCUACACAAACAAUGCUAGAUUCAUAUUAGAGUCAUAUUAUGUUGGAUUGAGAAUGUGUUUAGUUAAUGACUUCAGUUUUACUUGACCUAGUCAGGUGUUAUAUGUUUACAACUGAUGAGAAAUAUACUUCAAUCUGAGCCUUUCACACAAGCUAAGCAAUAAGAUAUUUGACCAGCUGACAGCUGUUUACCCUAUGUGAAUUAAAUUCUGUAACAUGAUCAGCGCACUGGAAAAUAAUACAGUGGCUUUAAAAAGGUAUCACACCCUUUGGACUUGUUCCCGUCAUGUCAUUUACAACUUUGAAUCACAAAUGAUUAGGUGAGCUUUUCUGACACUAAUCAGCAAAAAUUCUCAAGUCAAAGAGAAGAUAAGUCUCUACAGGCAGAUCCACAUUAAGUGUAAAUUCAUGUAAGCAUUCAUCACCAUUUGUUGUGACAUACCUAAAAUAUUGCUGAUAUUCUUGUAGUUAGAAAAUGUCCAAUAGUACACAAAUCAGCAGUAAUUAAUCAGCUCUGAUUCAAAGCUGUCAAGUAAUAAAAUGUGAAAACUUCCAAGGACAGGGUUGAAUACCUUUCAAAGGCACUGUAUAUUGACCGUCUCUUUCCAGUAGCUGUGAAUCAGCUCCUUGGGACAAGAUGAUUUGAGGGGCAGAAGUCUUCCUGUACAAAAGUAGAACAGCAAAAACAUUCACAUUAAAUGCUUCACAAUUAUUCUAAACUACAGAAUUGCCAUUGGAGAAGUAAUUUAAAGGCAUAUUUCAUGAUCCAAUGUAAAUAAACAGCUACAUGUGGACUACACAGAAUUGUAACGAAACAAACAAAAAUGACUUUCCUUUUAGAUCAAUUAAGUAUGUGACACCAACUGUAUAUGGUCAAAGAUCACAGUUUGGGCCUUUAAAAGUCCCAAAUCAGAUUUUUGUUUUUUAUUGCUAUAUUAAAAAUGUAGCUUGGCAAGUACCUUCAUACCCCCUCACUUAAAGCAUUGCGGCUUAAAAAAAGUACCAUUUCAUUCAGAGCUGUGAGCUCAUUAAAAUGGACUGUGACUCAAUCUGCACUUUAUUGUAUUGGUUAUUGUGAUGCAUAAUCAGAGUAAAAAAAAAGUUGUCAAGUAUCAUUUGUAUGUUGUUGUCAUUAACCUGCAUUACAAAUACUUCACUCUCUUACAUAAUGUCUACACAAACUCCUGACGCAAAAACAAACUGAACAAAUGGAAGAGAAUCAUGAUUUUAAAAAAUGAAUAAUAAACUGGGAAAUGUAAAA